GACGCCCGCACUGUCACUGGGCAGGCGGGGCUUUGGCAGUGGCCGGGAACUCUGCGGCCAGGCUCGGGUCAGCAGGACCAGUUUAGCGCAGCCCUCGGUGCAUCUCCACCCUCGCUCGUCCCUCCCGCGUCGGGAGAGGCGGCGUGUCCGGCGGAGGGUAGCGGGGCGCGGGGCAGGGCUGGAGCGCCAUGAGCAGCCCGGAUGCGGGGUACGCCAGUGACGACCAGAGCCAGCCCCGGAGCGCGCUGCCCACGGUGAUGGCAGGGCUGGGCCCGUGCCCCUGGGCAGAGUCGCUGAGCCCCCUCGGGGACAUGAAGGUGAAGGGCGAGGUGGCAGCGAGCAGCGGAGUGCCGGGGGGCACCGCGGGCCGGGCCAAGGGCGAGUCUCGCAUCCGGCGGCCGAUGAACGCUUUCAUGGUGUGGGCUAAGGACGAGCGCAAGCGACUGGCGCAGCAGAACCCGGAUCUGCACAACGCGGAGUUGAGCAAGAUGCUCGGCAAGUCGUGGAAGGCGCUGACGCUGGCGGAGAAGCGGCCCUUCGUGGAGGAGGCCGAGCGGCUGCGCGUGCAGCACAUGCAGGAUCACCCCAACUACAAGUACCGGCCGCGGCGGCGCAAGCAGGUGAAACGGCUGAAGCGGGUGGAGGGAGGCUUCCUGCACGGCCUCGCCGAGCCGCAGGCCGCCGCGCUGGGCCCCGAGGGCGGCCACGUGGCCAUGGACGGCCUGGGCCUGGCCUUCCCGGAGCAGGGCUUCCCCGCGGGGCCGCCGCUGCUGCCCCCGCACAUGGGCGGCCACUACCGGGACUGCCAGGGCCUGGGCGCGCCCCCGCUGGACGGCUACCCGCUGCCCACGCCCGACACGUCCCCGCUGGACAGCGUGGAGCCGGACCCGGCCUUCUUCGCCGCGCCGCUGCCCGGGGACUGCCCGGCGCCCAGCGGCUACAGCUACGCGCAAGUCUCGGACUACGCGGUGGCCCCGGAACCGCCCGCCGGGCCCUUGCACCCGCGCCUGGGGCCCGAGGCGGCGGGCCCCGCCGUGCCGGGGCUCCUGGCGCCCCCCAGCGCCCUGCACAUGUACUACGGCGCCAUGGGCUCCCCGGCGGCGGGCGGCGCGCGCGGCUUCCACCUGCAGCAGCAGCAGCCGCCGCCGCCGCCGCACGCGCCCCCGGGCCCCGGCCAGCCUUCGCCCCCUCCCGAGGCGCUGCCCUGCCGGGACGGCACGGACCCCGGACAGCCUGCUGCCGAGCUCCUCGGGGAGGUGGACCGCACGGAAUUCGAACAGUACCUGCAUUUCGUGUGCAAACCCGAGAUGGGCCUCCCCUACCAGGGACACGACUCCGGCGUGAAUCUCGCGGACAGCCACGGGGCCAUCUCCUCCGUGGUGUCCGAUGCCAGCUCCGCGGUAUAUUACUGCAACUACCCUGACGUCUGACGGCUCCCAAUCCGCCCCAGCCCGCAGGCCGGCAGCACAGUGUUAGCACACUUCCUGGAAAAGCUAAGGAAAUCCUUAUCCUCCUGUUUGGUUUUGUUUUUAAGUCGCCUUAGCACAUAAUUUAUGGUAAUUUAUUUUGUCUACCACUUGAACAGUUGGGGUGUGUGUGAACCUUGUUUAAAAUAUGCAGGGACUUAUUCCCCAUAACAUUGUCAAAACCCUGUUUUCAAAUUCAAUCCAGCCAGUUUUCAUGUGUUCAUUUCUUUAAAUUUCUUGCUCCAUUUCUUGAAAUUUUACUGAUCAAAGAAAUUGUUUCCUGGGUGUGUUUUUUUAAAAGUAUUUUUAGAAAUAAAUCUGGAAGUCUGUUUUUCACUCCA
This is a messenger RNA of Cavia porcellus (domestic guinea pig), 1807 nucleotides long. RefSeq names its product SRY-box transcription factor 17 (gene Sox17). Gene Ontology annotation, biological process: angiogenesis; vasculogenesis; anatomical structure morphogenesis. The record is from RefSeq and is a predicted model, not a curated record. Bases 189 to 1430 code for a protein of 413 amino acids. The transcript has 2 exons. NCBI's taxonomy places the organism in Eukaryota, Metazoa, Chordata, Mammalia, Rodentia, Caviidae. Gene Ontology annotation, molecular function: RNA polymerase II cis-regulatory region sequence-specific DNA binding; DNA-binding transcription activator activity, RNA polymerase II-specific.